AUGCCUCCCAAAGCCGCCGAGAAGAAGCCCAGCACCGCAGGCAAGGCUCCAGUUGGAGGCAAAGCCCCCGCCGAGAAGAAAGAGGCUGGCAAGAAGACUGCCGCUGCUGCUGGUGGUGAUAAGAAGAAGCGCACCAAGACCAGAAAGGAAACCUACUCCUCCUACAUCUACAAAGUUCUGAAGCAAGUCCACCCUGAUACUGGUAUCUCAAACCGUGCCAUGUCCAUCCUCAACUCUUUCGUCAACGACAUUUUCGAGCGUGUGGCCACUGAAGCCUCCAAGCUCGCUGCCUACAACAAGAAAUCCACCAUCUCUUCCAGAGAAAUUCAGACCUCUGUGAGACUUAUCCUCCCCGGUGAACUGGCAAAACACGCCGUCUCCGAAGGCACAAAGGCCGUCACCAAGUACUCUUCAUCCGCCAAAUAA
Paracoccidioides brasiliensis Pb18 is the source of this 426-nucleotide messenger RNA. Its product is annotated as histone H2B. The record is from RefSeq and is a predicted model, not a curated record. The transcript has 3 exons. Gene Ontology annotation, biological process: nucleosome assembly. The coding region runs from base 1 to 426 and encodes 141 amino acids. Gene Ontology annotation, cellular component: nucleosome. Gene Ontology annotation, molecular function: protein heterodimerization activity; DNA binding; structural constituent of chromatin.